AAUUGAAUUUGAAUGUAAAAUUUUAGACGUUUCGAACGUCAUGUUUGAGUUUAAAUUCUAUGCGAACAGUGAUGACAAAGAAUUCAAGCGACAUGAUACUGUGACGUAUUCUAACUUAGUUCAAUCACUCACUUUAAGUGAUGGUUACAGAGAUGUUUUAGGUUUGCGCACAGAUUUUCAUGCAAUCGCAAACGGUUCAAAACUGUGGUACAUUGCUGAAUCUGUUCUCGAUGAUUAUCUACGCAAACUGCCCAAAAGUGAACUCAAUGUAUUCGACGCUGUUCACGCACGUGAGGAUGUCAAACCUGGCUUCAUUGAAGGUGGUUUUACCCUGUGGGAUGGCAGCAAGGAUCUCGUCGAUUACAUAUCAAAAUAUUUUUCGGAAAGGAUGUGUGGAAAAAACGUCUUAGAAGAUUACAAUUCCGAAGUUUUAAAGUGCUGGACUAUUCCUAACGUCAUCAUUAAUUCAGGAUCUCAAAAUGAUGCUGAUAGCCACAAUGAACACACUCAGUUGGAAUUCUACAGCGGGGACUGGUUUCAUCUUUCAAAGCUUUGGCAGUCAAGCGCCAAUGUGAAGUUUGACUAUAUCUUUACUAGUGAAACAAUUUACCGCACAGACCUAUAUGAAAGAUUACACAACAUACUUGAAACUAGUCUAUGUCAAUCUGGGAUCGUUUUGUUAGCUUGUAAAGCUUCUUACGGACCUGGAGGUAACAUUUUUGACUGGUUAACUUAUGUCGAGAAUCUAGGCGUGUUUCAGACAACUACUUUCAAAUUGACAACUUCUGGGGUAAUGCGAUACAUCGUGAAAAUGAUCAGAGCUUAAUUUGUUUCGAUCAACUUGUUUUGUAUAUUCUUUUUGUUCCGACUUGAUAAAUAAGAUAACAGUUGACCGUAAUUUUAGCUGUUUAAAUAGUUUGGGAAGCCUAAUGUCACGAAAUCUUUAAUGGCAUCUUUGAUCUUUGUUUAGCGGGUUUUAUAUUAGACGAAGAUCACGACAUAAACACACCGUUUGUUACGGUUUUAUCUGUUAACAAUAUUACGUUUCGUAAACGUAAUAUUUCGUGUAAAUUAAAAUUUUAAAUCUAGUUUUCACAAAUACGUCCAGGUCGCAGCUACAUGAGUAAUAUUCAAACUAAACUGACAAACAUAAAAGUAAGUACCAACUCUACUUAAUUUUUUUUUCGUCAGUAUAACUUCACUUAGGUGAUAUAAAAGAGUUAUGUCGGACAUUGUAGUGUUCAGUAUGUGACAAAGACAUUGAUUUGUGCACCCAAAAAAGAUUAGCGAAUUGUAAGUCAAACUUAUCUGCUUCUUUUUGAGUCACAUUUUGGGUAUAAGUUUGUCUAUAUAACAGCUAAGUUUCUACUAUAAUGAUGAGUAAUAUCAAAGUUGAUGAAUCACAGCAGCAACCUGCAUGAUUAACUUUAUAAGCAAUAGGCAGAAAAUGGUAUAACGUUCGGAAUGCAACGGGUUUCGUUAUGCUCUGAUAAUCUCUUUUUUAUUUGACUUUGGAAAAAUCUUGAUUUUGUGUAAACUGCCGGAAUCCUAGCUUCCUCCAAGUUAACUUAUUUAUCGAAUGAAGUGUUUUACAUCUGAGCACAAUUAGUUGUCUGCCUGCUUAACACCGAUAAAUAGUCUGAAAACUGUUGAAUGUUUUGUGCAAGAACAGUUAUAGCUCCAUCAGUUCAAAAUUAUUUUGGGUAAAAAUAUAAAUUAUCGUUAACUAAAGCUAUCCAUUGAUUCGGACUUCCUAGUGUAACACCUGCAAAGUGAAAUGCAUGUUUGUAAAUACCUUCCGGUUCGUUUAAAUUCAGGUGUCAUAAUCCACACAAACUUCUACCAUGUAAAUCAUACAAACCCAUGUAUAUAUCUGUUUAAAAUAUACAAUUAAGUUUUUGGGAAAACUUAUUUCAAUUGACGUUUAUUUUGUAUUACGAUGUGAUUACGUACAAGUACAAAGUUAUUAUUACUUACAA
Messenger RNA from Schistosoma guineensis, 1979 nucleotides. The record is from the annotation of a GenBank genome assembly. Lineage: Eukaryota; Metazoa; Platyhelminthes; Trematoda; Strigeidida; Schistosomatidae.